Molecule: messenger RNA, 13154 nt
Organism: Thunnus maccoyii (southern bluefin tuna)
Lineage: Eukaryota; Metazoa; Chordata; Actinopteri; Scombriformes; Scombridae
Gene: cacna1ia
Product: calcium voltage-gated channel subunit alpha1 Ia
Exons: 42
Coding region: 501-7367 (2288 amino acids)
Biological process (GO): neuronal action potential; calcium ion transmembrane transport; sodium ion transmembrane transport
Cellular component (GO): plasma membrane; voltage-gated calcium channel complex; neuron projection
Molecular function (GO): voltage-gated sodium channel activity; low voltage-gated calcium channel activity
Source: RefSeq, a predicted model, not a curated record
CAAGCUGCCAGGCUGUAAAUCAAACACAUAGUUAAUUAUACCUGUUAAACAACAGCUUAAGGAAAAUCUUUCAUUAUGUUGGCAGCAUUUUGAAUUUGUUAACAACAGUUGUUUUUUAUGAUUAUUAUUCUGAGUAUAUACUGCUGGAUCUCUUAUCAUUUUGAAUAAAUAACACAAAAGGUGUCCUGUAUCUUGGCAGACUUGGGCAAUGCAUGCUUUUACUCUGAGUCUGAUUUUGUGAGUCAUACAAUUAUGUGGUAAAAAAUAGGUUGACUAAAAAAAUACUUCUCAUCUUCAUUUACAUUGAUGAAUUGCUCACAGGCAGAGUGGCGGCCGCGUGACCUCUCAGCUCUCAUGAUGAGUUGCGAACAUGCUGUGAAUGAGUCAGUUAAGCAUAUACUGCGACUUGUGAUGAGAAUCUGUAUAUUACUUGUUCAUACUUUGGUGAAUAAAAGAAGAGGUGCCGAGCCAAAUAUUCACAAUAUGUUGAAAAUGCUGCAAUGCUCCUUAACCCCAGUCCUGUUAAUACGUGGUUCGAGAGGAUUAGCAUCAUGGUGAUCCUGCUCAACUGUGUGACACUGGGCAUGUACCAGCCCUGUGAGAACAUCGACUGCACCUCGGACCGCUGCCAGAUACUGCAGGCCUUCGAUGCAUUCAUCUACAUCUUCUUUGCAUUGGAGAUGGUGGUAAAGAUGGUGGCUCUUGGAAUCUUUGGCCGUCGCUGUUACCUGGGAGACACCUGGAACAGGCUGGACUUCUUCAUCGUCAUGGCUGGGAUGGUAGAGUACUCACUGGACCUGCAGAACAUCAACCUAUCCGCCAUAAGGACGGUGCGGGUCCUUCGGCCCCUCAAAGCCAUCAACAGAGUGCCAAGUAUGCGUAUCCUGGUGAACCUGCUGCUGGACACUCUACCCAUGCUGGGCAACGUGCUACUGCUCUGCUUCUUUGUCUUCUUCAUCUUCGGGAUCAUUGGCGUGCAGCUGUGGGCGGGGCUACUGCGGAACCGCUGCUACCUUGAAGAGAACUUCACUCUCUCUUCAGGUAUGGCCCUACCACCUCCGUACUACCAGCCGGAGGAGGAUGAUGAACGACCCUUCAUUUGCUCCCUGGCGUCUGAUAACGGCAUCAUGUCAUGUAGUGACGUGCCGGCGAGGCGCGAAGGAGGCCGCACGUGCUGCCUGGAUAAGGAGGACGCGCUCCACAGACAUGCUCUGGGCCUGAGUCCUGAGCCCAUGGCAAACGGUAGUGGUGCUGGUGAUGCAAUGGGUCUGUGCAUCAACUGGAACCAGUAUUACACUCGCUGCCACACGGGGAGUAGUAACCCCCACAAAGGUGCCAUCAACUUUGACAACAUUGUCUACGCCUGGAUAGUAAUUUUUCAGGUGAUCACUCUGGAGGGCUGGGUAGAGAUCAUGUAUAAUGUAAUGGAUGCCCAUUCCUUCUACAACUUCAUCUACUUCAUCUUACUCAUCAUUAUUGGUUCAUUCUUCAUGAUCAACCUGUGCCUGGUGGUUAUUGCCACUCAGUUCUCGGAGACCAAACAGCGGGAACACCAGCUGAUGCAGGAGCAAAGGGCGCAAUGCCUGUCCUCCUCCACCCUGGCCAGCAUGGCUGAGCCAGGAGAUUGCUAUGAGGAGAUCUUCCAGCUGGUCUGCCAUGUCCUCCGCAAGGCUAAGAGGAGAUCGGCAGCUCUCUACUACACGCUGAGGGGCAAGCCCCCGCCUGCUGGUGGAGGCAGGGGCAACAGGCGUGGUGGAGGGAAUGUGAAUGGAGAGCGCCACCAUUCAAGGCACCCAAAAUUAUCCCACUGUCCACACCAAAGCAAGCAAGACCAUGGCUCUCAACCACUAGCCAACUCCAUCAGUCUGGCUGUGCCUGAGAAUCCCGAGGACUGCCCUAUAUGUGCAUUAGCAUUAAAAGAGGGUGCAAGGGCUGUGGGAGACUCCGCCAACGGGGAGGAAGAUGAGGAGGAUACUGUGAAGGAGACGAGCAAGGAGGAGAACCACUUAGAGGAGAGGGGAGAUGGAGAGAGGAAGAAGAAGAAGAAGAAGAAGACAUGCUUUAGAUAUUGUAAGGACAUUUGGAAUGGUAUGAGGAGGAGACUGUGGGGCAUUGUGGAGAGCAAGUACUUCAGCAGGGGCAUCAUGAUCGCUAUUCUCAUCAACACCAUCAGUAUGGGCAUCGAACAUCAUAACCAGCCUGACGAGUUGACAAAUGUCCUGGAAAUCUGCAACAUUGUCUUCACCAGCAUGUUCACCCUGGAGAUGAUCCUUAAGCUGACCGCUUUUGGCUUCUUUGAGUACCUGAGGAACCCCUAUAACAUCUUUGACGGCAUCAUUGUCAUCAUCAGUGUGUGUGAGAUCAUCGGCCAGGCAGACGGUGGCUUGUCAGUGCUGAGAACCUUCAGGCUGCUCAGGGUCAUCAAGCUGGUGAGGUUCAUGCCUGCGUUGAGGCGGCAGCUGGUGGUGCUGAUGAAGACGAUGGACAACGUAGCCACCUUCUGCAUGCUGCUCAUGCUCUUUAUCUUCAUAUUCAGUAUCCUGGGGAUGCAUAUUUUCGGUUGUAAGUUCAGUCUGAAGACAGAGGCAGGAGACACAGUGCCUGACAGGAAGAACUUUGACUCCCUGCUCUGGGCCAUCGUCACUGUCUUUCAGAUUCUGACCCAGGAGGACUGGAACAUGGUGCUGUACAAUGGCAUGGCCUCCACCUCGCCCUGUGCUGCCCUCUACUUUGUAGCUCUUAUGACUUUUGGAAACUACGUGCUCUUCAAUUUACUGGUUGCCAUCUUGGUAGAGGGUUUCCAAGCUGAGGGAGAUGCAAACCGCUCUUACUCAGAUGAUGACAGGUCUUCCUGCAAUUUUGAGGAGAAUGAUAAGCAGAAAGACUCUCUGCAUGUUUCAGACCCAAAGAUCUGUACACUGACCCCUAAUGGGCACCUGGACAUGUCUCCACUGCCUGCUGGUCUGUUUCCAGGAGAGAGACUGACCUUUGCUCUCAGCUCCAGGAAGAACAGUGUUAUUUCUCUUGGCAGGGCCAACCUGGAGCAGAAGGCUGUGUAUCCAGGUCGGAGUUACCACAACUGGGGCCGCCCACUGGCUCCCCAGCCUCAGGCUUUGUGGGCCCGUCGUUCCAGCUGGAACAGCCUGGUAGGAUGCCACCCCUGUUCCUCCUCAUCUCCCUCCGCUAGUCCAGCCUUCACACCCACCUCUGCAAGGCCUUUCUAUGGCUACGGCCUGGGGGGUCUGGGAGGGGUGGUUGGAGGAAGCCUUCGUAUCCGGGGUCCUCGUGCCUCUUCACCGCCCCCGCACCACCACCUCCACCAUGCCCAUCCAGACGAGGCAGAAUCUCUUCUCUCUCCUCCUGCUGUUGCUCCCCACGCUCUUCACCUUCCCCAUCCUAUGCUCCCGGGCCAUUUUGUACCCAGGAGGGACCGCAGAGCUCUAUCACUAGAGCUGCCCCACCUGCUGCAGGUCCCAGGAGCCCCACACCCUCCGCCGCCACCACACCACCUGCUGCCUCAGAGGAAGAAGAGCUUCUCUGGGGGGAUGGUAAUCAGUGGAGGUGGUGGCGGUGGGCUCGAUACUCUGGGUGGUUUAGGAGUGGUGCACCAAGACUGUAACGGGAAGACUCCACUGUCGCAGCUUUUCCAGCCACCUCCUAGACACCCGACUGAGCAGGCCGGAGGGGCAAACAACCAGAGCCAGCUGAUGGCUGAAGUCUUCCCCCAGGUUAACACACGCAGCAAGGACCAGGAGGACCUGGACGAUGAUAUUGAAUAUAGUUUGUGCUUCCGCAUCCAGAAGAUGUUAGAAGCAUACAAACCAGACUGGUGUGAGACCAGAGAGGACUGGUCUGUCUUCCUGUUCUCCCCACAGAACAGGUUCAGACAGAUAUGCCAGUCCAUCAUAGCCCACAAGCUGUUUGACUAUGUGGUGUUGGCCUUCAUCUUCUCCAACUGCAUCACAGUGGCUCUGGAGAGGCCCAAAAUACUACAGGGCAGCUUGGAAAGAGUAUUUCUCACCAUCUCCAACUACAUCUUUACUGCCAUCUUUGUGGGCGAGAUGACACUCAAGGUGGUUUCCAUGGGUCUCUAUAUGGGUGAACAGGCUUAUUUGCGGAGCAGCUGGAACAUCCUGGAUGGCUUCCUGGUUUUUGUGUCUUUGAUUGACAUAGUUGUGUCCAUGGCGGGUGGGGCUAAGAUCCUGGGUGUACUUAGAGUACUCAGGCUGCUCAGAACAUUGCGUCCCCUCAGAGUGAUUAGCAGAGCUCCAGGUCUGAAACUGGUGGUGGAGACCCUCAUCACUUCACUCAAACCCAUCGGCAACAUCGUCCUCAUCUGUUGUGCUUUCUUUAUCAUCUUCGGCAUUCUCGGGGUUCAGCUGUUUAAAGGCAAAUUCUUCUACUGCUUCGGCCCCGAUGUCAAAAACAUCACCAACAAGUCUGACUGUCUGCAAGCCAACUAUAAGUGGGUCCACCAUAAGUACAACUUUGACAACCUGGGACAGGCUCUGAUGUCCCUUUUUGUACUCGCCUCGAAGGACGGCUGGGUAAACAUCAUGUAUCAUGGUCUGGAUGCUGUGGCCGUGGACCAACAGCCGGUGACCAACAACAACCCAUGGAUGCUGCUGUAUUUCAUCUCCUUCCUCCUCAUUGUCAGCUUCUUUGUCCUCAACAUGUUUGUUGGCGUGGUGGUGGAGAACUUUCACAAGUGCCGCCAGCACCAAGAGGUGGAGGAGGCCAAGAGGCGAGAGGAGAAGCGACAGCGGCGCAUGGAAAAGAAGAGGAGAAAGGCCCAGAAGCUGCCCUACUUCGCCAGCUAUGGCCACAUGCGCCUGAUGAUCCACACACUGUGCACAAACCACUACCUGGACCUCAUCAUCACCUUUAUCAUCUGCAUCAACGUCAUCACCAUGUCCCUCGAGCACUACAAUCAACCUCAUUCGCUGGAUCUCGCCCUGAAGUACUGCAACUAUUUCUUCACCUCCACUUUUGUGCUGGAAGCAAUACUCAAACUCAUCGCCUUCGGCUUCCGCCGCUUCUUCAAAGACAGGUGGAACCAGUUGGACCUGGCCAUUGUGCUUCUAUCAGUGAUGGGCAUCACCCUGGAGGAGAUUGAGAUCAGUUCCGCUCUGCCCAUCAACCCCACAAUCAUCAGGAUCAUGAGAGUACUGAGGAUAGCACGAGUUCUGAAGCUGCUGAAGAUGGCAACAGGAAUGAGAGCCCUGUUGGAUACGGUGGUCCAAGCCCUGCCUCAGGUGGGUAACCUGGGCCUGCUCUUUAUGCUACUGUUUUUCAUCUACGCCGCCUUAGGAGUAGAGCUUUUUGGAGAACUUGUAUGCAAUGAAGACUACCCAUGUGAGGGUAUGAGUCGUCACGCUACUUUUGAGAACUUUGGCAUGGCCUUCCUUACGUUGUUUCAAGUCUCCACGGGCGACAACUGGAAUGGCAUUAUGAAGGACACAUUGCGGGAGUGCCCACCAGACCAUGGCACAGAUGUGGACUACGCCUGCAAUCCAAGCCUUCAGUUUAUCUCGCCCAUGUACUUUGUCUCCUUCGUGCUCACCGCCCAGUUCGUGCUCAUCAACGUGGUGGUGGCCGUGCUGAUGAAGCACCUGGACGACUCCAACAAGGAGGCCGCAGAGGAGGCGGAGAUGGAUGCAGAAAUUGAGCUGGAGCUGGCCCAGGGCACCCUCUGUUGCAUGGGCGCCCCCAGCUGCGGGGGUGGGGGGGGUGAGAAAGGACUAGUGGCAGCUGCAUCGGGACCCGGAUGCGCAGCGGGGGGAAAGGAAAGAGGAGGCGUAAGAGGAGAGAGGGGAGAAAGAGUGAGGAGGAUGCGACACACAGAAGCCACCGCGCACCCUGGAGCGUACAAUUCCCAGACCCUGUACUCACCAGCACAAGAGAGCCAGUGGUUGGACAGCGUCUCUCUCCUGAUCAAGGAUACGUUAGAGGGGGAGAUGCUGAUGAUCGACAACCUCUCCGGUUCUGUCUUCCACCACUACUCCUCUCCUCCACCUAUCUGCAAAGACUGCAAGGGCCACCCACAAGAGCAGAUCAGGAUGGCAGAGAUUGAGCAGGCAUCGCUGAAGUCAGAGCAACUCUCAGACAAGUCCUCAUCCCCUGCCCUGCCAGAUGACCUCAGCCUGGACGAACAUACUGCCUACCAGCUGCUGGCACGAGAGGGCAAGGGAAGGUGCAGCAGCGACUCCCACAGCUCCGAGGAAGCUGCAGGUGGAGGAGGUCGUGUAGGAAUCCACCAGACUCAGACCGUAGUGCAGAGCCAGGUGCAGGGGUUCGGCCAGCUGUGCAGGGCCCUUAGCAAUGGUGUUGAGAGGGAGACAGCACUACAGGAGAUGGAGAUGCAAACAAACCAACCAAAUAUGUGCUCACCUCAGUGCAGCCCUGGUGGCGUUUCCAGCUGCAGCAACAAGGAAAGAAACAGAGAAGGAGAAGGAGGUGCCAGUGGCAUCUCUCCUCUCUUCCAUCUGCCUGCAGACUUCUUCCACCCUGCAGGAACAGCCAUCCCAGCACCUCCCCGCAGUAGGAGCCUGAGGUUAUCAAGGGGCCUCAGGCUGACCUCCCCAGCCUCCUGGGCUUCGCUCCGCUCGCCGGGAGCCCAUAGCAAGAUGCUCUGUACAAAGUACCCAUCCCACAGUGACUCAUCCCUUGCUACGGGCAGCUCUGAAGGCAGCCUCCAGACCACCCUGGAAGAAGGAUUGAGCUUCAGCGUUUCUCCACCACAGAACUUGGAGUUGCCAACAGCUCCCUUACCACUUGUGUGCCCACUCCCGCUGCCGGAAGACAGCACCACCAUCUCUUCCCCAAUCCAGACCCUGAGACCGAGGCCGAGCCCCUCAUCGGCUUUAACCCUCCAGGCCACUAGGGGUCACCAGCGGAGCCAGAGCAGCGGGCGAGGUAGCACCAGCCCAGGCUACACCCGUGAUGACUCAAUUGACCCUUCAGAUGAGGAUCUGGGCAUCGGCAUUGGAUCAUCAAUUGGUGGUUGUGGCUCCAGCCAAGCGGGCAACAGUGAACACUUGUCAGAGACACUGAGCAGCUUGUCGCUGACAUCACUGCUGUCGCCCAGCUCCCUGGUGUAUCCCGGAGGAGCAGUGAAGAAGUGCAAUAGCACAGGCAGCCUGGACCAAGGGGGGAUGCUGCUGUCAUCCCGGGGAAGGGAGGGCCGCAGGGAGAUUCUGGGCCUGGAGCUUAUGGACCCCCAAGGCUUCUUGGCCAACCCCUGGACAGGGGUAUUAGCUGAGACAAGAAGAGGAGAUGGAAGAGGGGACAUAGGUGAUGGAGAGCACGGGUUCAAAGGGAAGAGCUCAAGCCAAACAACAGUGGGGCCUUGUCGGAAAAACAGAUGAAACCUACCUAACUCUUACUUUGUGUCUCCAUUCCUUGGAUCUAAACCCAUUGCUGUCCCUUGCACUCUCUCUGCUCCCAUCAAUGAGAGAGAGGCUUGAUGACACAUGAUGUCCUGUAUUCCAAACCCUCAUCUUGCCCCGUCAACCCCUCUCUAUACAUUUGUGACAAGCCCAUUUCCUAUUUUGUGCUACCUGGGGGAGUGGUCUUGGUUAUGGUCUCCUGGUGAGGAUGUACAGUAGCCUGCAGAGUUAAGGCCCAAGGGCUGAAGAUAGGCCCUUAUACACCUCUUGGGGGUUGUAUCUAUAGAGGAGGCCAUGGAAGGCUCUUCUCACAUUGGGAGACCAGGAGGCCCUCUCAUAUCAGAGUUAAGUUAGGAGCAGAGACAAAAGAGCUUAAACUCACAGACACAAGUCUUGUUGUUGCUCUACUGUUGUUUCCUUUUCUCCAUGUCGGCGAGGUUGAAAAAUGCAAAAAUAGAAGUGUCCAAACUGAAAUAGCUAUCCAUGCCAACCGAAACCGUUUUGAUUUGUGUAUGUCUGUGAGGCAGUGCAACAAGUAAGUGGGAGGAGGCCCAGAGAUGGCAGAAUAUAUCAAGGCGGAAGGAAGGCUGGAGAAGGAGAAGUCAGGUCAUUUGUUUGGCUGGGAAAGCAGAAAGCGGAUAUAAUGUCCAUCUGUUCUGGCAGACGGAAACAACAGGUCCUACUCACUCUGGCGCAGGACCUUCUGCUGAGAUCAGAGUAAAAUGCGAGGUGGAGGAGAGUUCAAGAGUGUGUGCUCGUAGUGUGUGUUUGUGUGUGAGAGCACUGCCUCAGGUAUCCAAGGCAUGAAUUAAAUCAUUCUCAUCACUUCACCAUACCUCUGUAUUUUCGAGAGAGGAGAUAAGUAUUGACUGAUCAAAGCUUUGUGCCUCUGUCAACUCGGUCUUGAGUGGCGGCGGAAAAUGAAAAGAAAUUGACGGAUUGCAGAGGUAUAACCUUGCAUGGAGUGAUUCGUGAAAUUGGUUUAUUUUUCUCUCUAUCUCCAGCAUCUCUCACUCACUCAAACUUGAAGAAAAAUGAGUAUGAAAGAGAGCUAGGUCGGAUAGACUUUACAACCCCCCCCCCCAUCUGAAGAAACAAUGAUGCACGUUUGUGGCAGCCUUGUGUGCACCAAAAAAAAAAAAUGGUUCACAGCUACAUAACAAAGCGAGACUUCAAGCACACUCCUUUUUGACACCACUUCCUCUCACCAAGGAUUUGAGAUGAACGGACAAAACCACAAAGGUUUGCGAGGGACCUCGACUGCAUGAUGGAAUUGCAUUUAACCAAGAUUUUUAUCUAUAUACAGAGUGUAUCAAGAUGUCAAUGUCGGGUGAUAACCAUGUGAUUUCUAUUCCACUAUUUUUGUAGAAAAGAGAAUAGGCACGUGCAAGUGUUGCCGUUACUUUGUUCCUAUUUCAUUUAAACCCAUACAAUCUCUUUGACUUGUUGUCUAGGACUUUUUGUCUGCCAGUGGCUUCCAGUUUUAUAACAUUUUUUAAGGUGUGGACAGUGUAUAAAACAACAAAGCAAAAAAUUUCAAACAAACUUUGUGCGCUGAAGUGAUUGUUCCCUCCAGCACAUUUCUCUUUGGGAACACUGGUUCCUCUUGGUUUUUUUUUUUUUUUUUUUUUUUUUUUUUUUCCACAUGUUGGAGUCCCAGGGGACAGAUGGGAACAGCCAUAUUCACUCAGCACAUGAGGAUCGUUCUGGCUCACAGACAUUCCUGGCUGCACACAGGGAACUUUGUUUGCUUUUAGCCUCCUAUGCUAAAAAAAAAAAAAAACCAUGAAUAGUGUAAACCAUCUCUAUGAAAGCUUUAAUUUGAGAGUUACACCACAACAUAUCGAUUAUGGACACAUUAGUGUUCCUUAAGCAUGGUUCUGGGAUUGCAAUACAGUAAUGCUUAUUCUUGAAAUGAUGCACUCAUCUUCUCUUCCCCCAUCUCUCCACACAUACAGUAUGUUGUAGCAAACCCUUUCACACACCACAUUGUUUCAUAUCAAAAGCUGACACUGUAACAAAGAACAAAACUUUGCAUCUUUUCAUGCAAAAUUACUUUGGCUUUUGCCGCUUGAUUAAUUACUCCAAUCCAAAAAUGAGAUGCUCAUCUUAAAGCCUGAUUUCUAGAGGUAGACUGUUGUAUCCCUAGUGUUUUGAUCAUUACCUUACUUUUUUAAUUUCUCAAAAAGAAUGAGGUGAUGUGAGAAAAUCCGAGGGGUUUUUUUAUCAUGCAAAAUCACUUUGAUGACUAUGUUUUAUCACAUGGUGUUGGGUAUUAAUGAGUGAUAGCAAAGACAGUUGUGUGUGUGUGUGUGUGUGGGUGGGUGUGUGUGCGUGUGUGUUUAUGACUUCAGGUGAAGUAGUGAUUGCCUUUUCCUGAAGUGUCCUGUUUGUCCAUGAGGAUACCUGAGAAGGUUGAAGAGGGAAAAUACGAAACAACCAAGGGCUGUUUUAGCUUGAAAGAUAUAUCCUCUUAUCUUUCUGAGACAAAUGUCAAUGAAUAUGGCAUCAAAGGUUAAAGCCUGACUACACAGCAAUAAAUGUUCUAUGUGUAUGCCCUGAGUAAAUGAUGUCAAUGUGAUUUUUAUCUCCUCAGAAUAUAACAGUAUUCAUUACUGUCUGUUGUUGCUUCUACUUGUCUGAACUUACAACCAAUCAGAUAGCACCUCUGCCCUCUCAGAGACCAAUCAGUCUCAGUUAGUAGUGAGAUGGGCCGCAAUUGGACUAACAUGAACAAAUUAGGUUAUUGAACUCAGGUCGGGGGGUAAAAACCACUAGUAAAAUGUUAGAAAUAGUUGUAAAGGUGUGCUCAGACUAAACACAAAGCGAAUUUUCACCUCGCUUUAUGCGCACAACUUUAACUGCUGGAGUGCACUGGAGCCAAUGCACCAACAAUACAGAUGUUAGCUGCAGCUAGCUAACAAUGUGUGUGAGUGGAGUGUGCCUUUGUACAGUGUGUGUGUGUGUGCUACAGCUCAGACUGAUUUCAAAACUUACCACAACUCAAGUUUUUUUUUUUUUUUCUUGUCUCUGUACAUUCAUGAAUUUGAGUACAACCGCUUGGAGAAAUAUCUCACUCAAGUGUCAACAUUUUCAACUUGUGCGUGUGUUUCAAUUCACUCUGCCUAGAGCGAACCUGUGUCCAACUGCGACUCUAUACUGAAUUUGUAUGCAAUCAUGCUGCCUCUAAAAUUUGCUUUGUGUUCAGUCUGAACACACCUUAAGAGUGUACAAUUCACAUUUGUACAUAUCUUUGUAUUUUGAUCUGCAUGUGUACAUUGCUGCCAGUGACCAUGAUUAUAUCAUUAGUAUGCAUUUCAUAAAAUUGUACAAAGUUAGAGGGAAUGCCCCGGUGUUUUUUGACUGCUGCUAUGAAACCACACACACAAAAAAAAAAUCAGUUGGAGACACAAAAGCUUUUUUUUUUCCAACAUAUCCUUAACAUGACUGUAAAAUGAUAAAAUAUGACAUUUUUGGUAAGUAAAAGCUGCUCAGUCUGCUUUAUCUUUAUACCUGUUAUUACAAUUAAGUUAAUAACUAUAUGACAUGACAGCAGGGGGGGAAAAAAGUUGAGUCAGGAUAGUUUAAAGCAGAGAAGAGAAAGCCAGAGACAGGACAGGGGCACGAAAGCCGGAAGUAUAUAGUGUUGACGUGGACAGCUGCACAGCGUAAAGCUAACAGACAGUGUGAGAGACCAAGGUAGUGAGAUGCUUCAGAAGCAGGAGACUUCUCCAGACAGCUUGUCAUCGGCAGCCUCGCCCAGUAGAGCCGCCAGCACGAGAGAGAGCACAUUAGGCAUGCAUGCUGAACUCUGAGGUGUUGUUUACCUCACACCCCCCCCAACCAGCCAGCCCUCCACCUCAUGUAACCUCUCAAAAAACCAGCUCUCCCUCAAGGCUCCUGUCCUUCAAAUGUCACUGCAGGAGGGUGGAGCUCACACCUGAGUCUUUCCCGACACACACACACACACGCAUACAUCAAGGCCGUGUAUGGAAACCAGGUCCUGUCAUCCGUCAAGGCUAACUGCCCAGGGAGUUGUCCAGGCCCAUCGAUUGUAUCUCGGGCUCCAGGGAGACAGCCAGAUAAAGGCAGGUUGAGAAGGAGGCACAACAAAAGGAUGAAUGAGGUGCCACUGAAAUGAGCUGGCUGUAUAAGAUCAGGGAAACUGGCAGUCAAUCUCCAGACGAUACUUAAACUCUCUGAAAUCUAAACCAGUUCUGAGGAUUUUUUUCUCUCAUUUGAGUGUCUCUUUAUCGUUUGCCUCUGCCUCUCUUUUCUUUCCCAUUAACAUCCUUUUUUUCUUACCUUUGACUCACACAGAAAGCUGCUCUCUCUCUUCUCUGUCAUCACCUAAACUCUACUUUCUGUGACUUCAGAGGAUAAAUUAAGCAGCCAUUAGCAGAGAAAGGGAAGUGGCGACAGCUGAAGCGGUGAGAUUGGGAACAUUGCUGAUGCCGCUAGUUUCAGCCUCACCGCGCUUUCAUCAUGAUGGAUGAUUGACUGGCUUUCUCAACACCUGGCCCGCUGUUUUGUAAGAUAAUAGUGAAAAAUAAUACAGUAACAACUCUGAGUGACUGGUUUAUGAUUUGAGAGAUUUAUUCAAAGUGAGCUCCGGUGGUUCAGUGACACAUAGGUAGGGUUGUGUUUGCAACAGCCAGAUUUGAAAUCCCUGUUCAAGCUGUCACAUCUCUCCCUCGUCUGAAUUUGGAACUCUGCAAUUUCCUCGAACAUGAAGACAACUCUGAAGGUUGCAAAAGCCAGGAAUCCUCUUAUUACAUCUGCUGCUGAACAGUAAGAAUGACUGAGAGCAUCAGGAGGGGACAGAUCCAAAAAGACAGGGAGCGCAUGAAAGCGAGAGACAGACAGAGACAAAAGAAUGCAGAGAACAGGUGGAAAGAUGAAUGAAGCUGAAACAAAAUGAAGUACAGGAGAAAGGUGCUUGAAGGAGCCGAGGAAGUGAAACUGAAGCCAACACUUCAUGCACAGGAUGUAUCCAUACUGAAAUAACACUCUGCCCUGUCUGCAUUCACAAAGAGACUCGAGUGUGGUAGAGCCCAGGUGAUUGCAACAGAGCUUGCUGGAAGUGAACCCCGGACAGCCUGUUUGAGGGACAAGAGAGAACAGGGCAGAGUGAAUCAGCCAGGAGGAGGCCGGCCGUACUCAGUGUCCAGCAUCGUCUGUAAUAUCCUUGCCGGGAAUGAGCAUGGAGCUGAUUUGCAUGAUUACACAGCAUCCGCCAGACAGCCAGCGCUUCAUUACUCACCGCGAAACGCACACAGGAUGAUUACAGGAAAAUGAUUCCACGCACACAUAAAUGCACCUUCGCUGAGACAGUGCACACAAAUACUGUACAUCAGAGUAAUGCCUUCUGACACUGUUUAUAGCUGAGCGGUGGUGAGGGUGAUGACACACCCAGACAAGCUUGUGUUUAAAGACACUUAAAUCUUCAGGUAUUUCAAAAGCUAUAGCUCCGAGCCACGUCGCCAAUUAGCAUAAGAGCCUUGCUUGUUAAACCUUGCCUAUCACUGACUCAUCUGUAUAAUCUCACUGCUGGGCAAGCAUAAAAGACAACGCUGCUGGCCACAGAGCAUCAGUGGACAGGUACAUGACUGAUCUCUGAACAAGGAAAGAGGUACGAUCGAUACAGAGCUAUUGAAGCCCAGGAUCAAUAGGAGGCCAAAGGAUUCACAAUGCAAGAGGCCACCUCCCAACAACCUCCCAUAGCUUCAUGGUGUGAGAGCAGUGCAUUAAAGCUUGUAAAAUGUA